Poeciliopsis prolifica (blackstripe livebearer) is the source of this 8282-nucleotide messenger RNA. RefSeq names its product kirre like nephrin family adhesion molecule 3b (gene kirrel3b). Gene Ontology annotation, cellular component: cell-cell junction. The transcript has 18 exons. The record is from RefSeq and is a predicted model, not a curated record. Lineage: Eukaryota; Metazoa; Chordata; Actinopteri; Cyprinodontiformes; Poeciliidae. Gene Ontology annotation, biological process: synapse assembly; cell-cell adhesion. Gene Ontology annotation, molecular function: cell adhesion molecule binding. Bases 142 to 2484 code for a protein of 780 amino acids.
AACAGUAUAGAUGAGAACGGAAGUGUUGAAGAAAACUUCUCUGCCUUUGCUGAAUAUCACCCCAGUUUGUCUGCAUGCACCAUUGAUAUCCUAGCUGCACAAUUGGAUCACCAGGUUUUGACCUCUCCAAUAUCCCCUGCCAUGGUCUCCUGGGUGCUCUUGCUCCUGUGGAUCUCCGGACAUAGGGUGGAGGCUAUGUUUUCCCAGCAGCCCCAGGACUUGGUGGUAGUGGCAGGUCAGCCGGUGACUUUACCAUGCACUAUUCCCGGAUAUCAUGGCAUUGUCCUCUGGAUCAAAGAUGGACUGGCACUUGGAGUUGGCAGAGACCUCUCUGGCUAUCCACGUUACACAGUGAUUGGCGACCAUGGCUCAGGGGAGCAUCAUUUGCGCAUCCAGCGUGUCGAGCUAAUGGACGAUGCAGUGUUUGAGUGCCAGGCCGUCCAGGCUGCCAUGAGGUCCCGUCCUGCCCGGCUCACUGUGCUGGUACCACCGGACGACCCAGUCAUUGGUGGCGGACCUGUGGUGAGCCUGAGAGCUGGUAAUCCUCUAAACUUGACAUGCCACGCUGACAAUGCCAAACCUGCAGCAUCCAUUAUCUGGAUCCGGAAUGGAGAGGUCCUUAACGGGGCCAUGUACUCCAAGGUAAGCACUGAGACAUUACUCCGAGACGGCAGGAGAGAAAGCACAGUGAGCACACUCUACCUUUCGCCUUCCAACAUCGAGACUGGUCAGCAGAUUAUCUGCAAGGCCUCCAACAAAGCAGUGCCCAAUGGCAAGGAGACCAGCGUCACUAUUGAUGUUCAGCAUCUCCCUCUUGUCAAUCUCUCAGUGGAGCCUCAGCCUGUUUUGGAGGGCAACCUUGUGAAAUUCCACUGCUCUGCAAAGGCCAACCCUCCCGUUUCGCUCUACAGGUGGGCGAAAGGUGGGAACAUGCUCAAGGAGGUCUCUGGGGACACCUAUGAGGUUAUCGUGGACCAUUCAUUCUUCACAGAGCCUGUUUCUUGUGAAGUUACUAACUCGCUUGGGAGCACCAACGUCAGUCGGAACGUUGAUGUCUACUUUGGGCCGCGUAUGGCUGCCGAACCUCAGUCCUUGCAAGUUGACCUUGGAUCUGAGGCCAUUUUCAACUGUGCUUGGACAGGAAAUCCUUCUCUGACCAUAGUGUGGAUGAAAAGAGGCUCUGGAGUGGUUCUUAGCAAUGAGAACCUACUAACUCUGAAAAACGUGAGGCAAGAGGACGCAGGGAAGUAUGUCUGUCGUGCUGUUGUCCCACGUGUCGGAGCCGGGGAGAAGGAAGUCUCUCUUACAGUAAAUGGGCCACCUACUAUAUCCAGCACACAGACUCAGCAAGCAUUACACGGAGAGAAAGGUCAAAUAAAAUGUUUCAUUCGAAGUACACCUCCACCAGACCGCAUUGCCUGGUCAUGGAAGGAAACUGUUCUGGAGUCUGGAACCUCUGGCCGCUACACUGUGGAGACUGUCAACACAGAGGAGGGAGUCAUUUCAACACUUACCAUGAGCAACAUCGUCCCAGCCGACUUUCAGACCAUCUACAACUGCACAGCAUGGAACAGCUUUGGCUCUGACACAGAGAUCAUACGCCUUAAGGAACAAGGUGGGAGCCAAGAAUCUGUCCCAGUGGCUGUGAUCAUCGGCAUCGCUGUGGGAGCUUUCGUCGCCUUCAUUGUCCUAAUGGGCACCAUCAGCGCGUUCUGCUGCACCCGCUCCCAGAGAAAGGAAGUGCACCUGGUUAUGCCCUCACUGCCCGUCUCCAUCUGUGCUCACCAGAGAGAAGUUGCAAGCAAAAUUAAGACAGAAAAUCUGAAGGGAGUUGUGUCUGCAAAGAACGACAUCCGAGUGGAGAUUGUGCACAAAGACCACAAUGCGGCACGGGAAAAUGAAGAACACAACUCUAUGAAACAGCUGAUGGUGAGUGUUGAACGAGGAGAGUUCCAGCAGGAAUCUGUUCUGAAGCAACUGGAGGUGUUACAAGAGGAGGAGAAGGAGUAUCAGCACAUUAAGGACCCUACAAAUGGCUAUUACAGUGUCAACACCUUCAAAGAGCACCACACGCCUACCAUGACAGGGAAUCAGACCGCUGAGGUGAGGAACUCCACCAACACCAGUACCCUUGGCAAGCAGCGAGUGCCAACAGGCAUGUCCUUCACCAACAUCUACUCCACGCUGGGGGCAGGCCCCAACCGCCUGUACGACUAUGGGCAGCGCUUUGUGCUUGGAAUGGGCAGCAGCUCCAUCGAGCUCUGCGAGCGGGAGUUCCAGCGUGGCUCUCUUAGCGACUCCAGCUCUUUUAUUGACACGCAGUGCGACAGCAGCAUCAGCAGCUACAGUAAGCCGGAUGGCUAUGUGCAGUUUGAUAAAGACAGCAAGGCAUCUGCCUCUUCCUCUUCCCACUACUCCCAGUCAUCCUCACAGAACUCUGACCUCACCCGACCCCUUCAGAAGCGGAUGCAGACCCAUGUCUGACCACCAGAGAGGGAGGGUGUUUGGCUGAGGAACAGGAUUGUAAAACUGUUAAAGAUUCCACCUGCAGGAUCCCCUGAAGUAUCAGUGUUUGUAAAAAUUUCCUAUGGGACACUCAAACAACGACUGGACUUGAUGGACAUUGUGACCGGCUUAGACAUCAAAAUGUCCCCAAAAAAUGAAUCAAGAAGCCUUAUAUUUUCUUCAUGUUUGAAUCAUCAAUGCUCUCUCCCCUUUUUUUUUUUACCUAAAAUACAGAUGUGCCACUGAGAGCUUAUUUGCCAACACAGACACUACAAGUUCGGAAUUUGACUUGCGAUACUUGGUUUCUACAUUCAGAUUGUUAAGGAAUCAGAGAGCAUGAUUUCAAGGCUUUGUGUGACAAUCAGCUCUGCUGGCAUGGAUCUGAAGACUGUGACACAGAGAAAAAGUGAGUAUUCAGCGCAGCACUCUGCACAAACUGCCAGACAAUGAAACAAAGCCAACGUCCUGCUGCCCUCUUGUAGUUUAAAGCACAACAAUGAAUGUGCAUGUUAUUUUCUGUCUGUUAAAUUUAUAACUUGCAACAUUUCAUCCUUGCCCGUUCACACUGUGUGCUAAGGUUAAGUUGUUGCAGGCUGAGGAGAACUUUAAAGAAAUGCCUAUUUCCCCCCUCUUUUUCUAUAUCUGAGCUUCACAAGAAGAAGAGCAAAGAUCUCAAUUGAAUUUUCUGAGUCAUGUUUACACUUUGACGCUGCGAUAAAAGAACAUCAGUGUUCACACAUGACUGUAAUUUAUUUUCAAGCAUCUUAAUUUUUUGACUCAUUUUCCACAUAGCGCAGAAAUAUGCACAAGUACCUCUUCAUGUCUAUAUCUAUCUUGCCUUGAGGGUCUGUUUGAACUGGGUCAUUGCUAACUUACUAAGUGAGAUAGACUAACACUAUCAGCAGUCCAGCUUAUGUGGAGCUGCAUCCAAUAUUUUGUUUUGAUACCCAAUCUAGUUCCAAGACACAUAAAACAAGAAAGCUUACAAGCUACAACUUGCUUUUGUCAGUUGUUUUUUUCUUCUAAAUUUAAAGGUCAUCAACAACCCUGAUAAAUAAAAAGUAAACAUAAUGUUCUGGCUACUUGUGUGAAUAUCCUAUUAGUAUUGUCGGCAUCACUGUUGACACUGGGGCUUAGUGCAUCCUGACUGUAUACCUACUAGUGAUUGUGCUGGUCGAACAUGACAAACAGAUAGAGGCGGUUUUAUUUAUUUUUCUGUUUUUACAUUGGCUAUGAAGACGGUGGUGGAAACCUAAUGCCUGUUCUCUUCUCUUCUGUGUGUGACAUAUAUAUUAGGUUUUUCUCAGUACCUAGUUGCUUUUGCUGUACUCAGCCUUUAGCCACUCAGAUACUAACUUUCAUACCACAAUACCUCUUGUAAUCAUAAUUGUUCUUUUUAGGGGGCUUUGUGGGAAAACCCAGACUAUUUUCCAGAGAGUUUUUUAAAGUACCAAACCCUGCAAAUUCAAAUAGGUGAUAAGCCAAAGCUAUUAUAUCCAUUUCUUUCUAAGCAGAACCAACAAAGUGAUUUGUUUGUUUUGCCUGUGUUUUUAAAGCACAUGUAGAAAAAGGACAUUAUGCACUGUGCCUUCCAAAAGUGUUUACACCUCUUUAGCAGUUAUAUGUUUUUUUUUAAACUAUUGGCUUUAAUGUAUUUUAUUGGGAUUUCAGAUGAUCGACCAUCACAUAGUAAAACUAAAUAUGAAGCAAAAAGAAAAGGAUGUUUGUAUUUUACGCUAUUUAUCUUCCCAUCAAUUCUGUUGUACUCAGGGCAAUAUCCAGUGUUUGUUUUCCUUUACACAUAAAGUAUAAAGGCCAGAAAAUUAAGCUUUAGUUUCAUCUUGGCAGAUUCUUCUUCUGCAUGCCGAGUGGGACAUUGUAAAAUGGACUUCUUAUUGCCUUUUAUGUUUUCACCUUUCCGUACAAACCAAAUUUGUAGAGUGCGAGACUAAUAAUAGUAAUGUUGACAUACUCCUAACUGAGCUGCUCCUUCAAAAUUACCUCAUGCUCGCUUCUCCGAUUAAUGCUGUCAUUGCUUGGCUUGUUAGUUGGAAAACCCUACUCAUUCUAUUUCUGGACGAUGAAAUGGAUAAUGGUCUUCAAGGCUUGCAGAGCUUGUGAUAUUGCUUCAGAACCUAUCUGUGCUUCAGUACAUUCACCAAUUUGACAACGGGCAAGUUCGCUGUGUUCCUUCGACUUGAUGAUGCUGUUUUUUGUUUUGUUUUUCCACUAACAUCUGAGGCCUUCACAGAAAAAGCUGGAUUUAUACUGCAAUUAAAUCACCCAUAGUUGUGGUAUAUUUAAUAAGUAGGUGACUUCUGAUUGGAAUUGAUUGCACAUCAUUUUAUUUAGGGAAUACUUCACAGUUACAUACUGAUGUGUGCUGGUCUAUAAUAUAAAAGCCCAAUGAAAUGCAACAAAGUAGUUUUUCAUAACGCAACAAAAAGUUCAAGGGGUAUGAAUAUAUAUAUAUAUUUUUUUUGUGAGGCACUGUGCAUUGUGUAGUACAUAUAUGAUACCAACAUACAACCCUUCAUGUUUUCCUGCAUUUCAGAGGUUUACCCUGGGUUCACCUUGGAAUUACAUUUGCUUUAGUUAUCAAUAUUUUGAAAGAUAAACUACUGGGAUUCCUGGAACAACAAAUACUCUCACAAAGCUGGAACACUUUGGUUGAUUACAUUUUCUUUAAAAUUACAUUAAAAAUACACUAAGAGCAUAACAUGGAUUUCAGAAUGUCCUAUCUAAUUCAGUAGUUUUUUUUUUUUUUUUUACUUAGUUUGCACUGCUGGAGGCAGUUCACUGGGAUGAUCCUGUGUGAGCUUGAAACUUCCAGUUCAUGAAUCAUCAAGCAUUGUAUUUGAACAGAAGCAAGUUGUUGUUGUAAGCACUUUACACAUGAUCAUAUUCAAGGUAUUUGAAUGGGGUUUUUCCACUUGAGAGGCAGCAGUUUGGACUAAUUUUACAAAUGAAUUGGUGCCCAUUGUACAGCUUAAGACAAAAAGCUCUGUUUCAAUGCUGAUAAUCCUGCUUUGUACUUAACAGACUGUAUAUAAAUCUGUAAUACUGUCUUUCUCUGUAUAUAUUUAUAUAUAUUUUUUUCUUUUUCCUGGUUUUCAUUUCUUUUUCUGAGAUUUCUCAACAGCACAUUAGCUGUAGAGACAAACAAACAUAUGGUAUCAAAAUUAUUCAGAGAGACAAUAAUGUUCUCUUUGUUCCCUUUCCAAAAAUUUCAUCAAGCCUGCCUGUUUCUCACAAAUUACUCUGACAGCUCACAGGAGCUGUUUUCUCUUUCCAAAAGAUCUCACUGGGAAAACCAACAAUGCACGCACAAGGCUCUAAGAUGAGCUUAGGCAGGGACAGCUUUAAAGUGAGAAGCAGUAAGAGGUUAUUAUUCUGUCAGCCGAUGGGAAAGAUGCCCAGAUGCUUAGCAAUAUAUUGCAUUCAGCACCGUGAUGACUGUCAAGAAUGUCUGUCAUUAUUUUUUUUUUAGCCAUUAAGUUUUCUUUGUUCUUAUGAGUUUAAGAUAUUUUUUUCAUCAGUAGUAAUUGGAUUUAAAAGGGUUCCUAAAAAGAAUGAAGAAAAUAUUGAUUUUAUUUUUUUCCAGGUUUGGACUGGUAUGAAACAUUAUUCCCAUCUCCGUUACCUACAUCUUUCUUUCCUUCCAUCCACCCACCCACCCAUUAAUUUUGCAGGUUCCAAAUUAGAAAUGUAUUCAGUACAUCCAUAGUGAACAUUUACUAAAUAAAAAAACAAUGGCCAAUAUAUAUGUAAAAUUUCAGGAAAUUCAAGUCUGAAAACGUAUGACCAGAACAAUGUAUAUUAACACUAAACUACAGUAACUGAAUUGAACUAUACACUGUAUCUUUCUUGACACGUGUGGCUUUAAUCUAUAUUAUCUGUACAUAUUAUGAAUUCUUUUGUAACACUCCUUUACAAAAGUUAUCAGUACAGGAAAACUUUGCCAUUCUCUAUAAACUGCAGCUUCUGUACUGAUCCAAGCCUAACACAUUUUUCCAGUCCAAUGAAUGUCCUGCACUGCAAACAGAUAAAUAUUUGAUUGGCCUGCCUUCUGUCUCAUUCACCCCUAAAUGUUGGGCAUAAUGGCUAUUGCGGGCAAAGAAGUACUACAGGAUUUUAGUGCCAUGUUGGUCCCUGGAAACCGAAGUCCAUGUUGGAAAACUUGUGCCCCAUUCACCUGUGGACAGCUCACCGGCUGGUGCUGCCUGUUUGUCUGGCUGCGAGCAGCAAACAGAUGCCAGGACAUAACAGAUGAUUACACACAGAGACCCAGAACAAUUACAAGAGGUUGCUGCCCUUUUGUGAUAAAACAAGACACACCUCUUAGCGUGUAGGAUGCAGGAUAGUUCUUUAUUCAGGUAUGCUAAGGACAAGUUUCUUUUUAAGGUUGAAGUCUGAGCUCAUUAGCAGGAAAAAGUGCUGACGGCACCACCAAUUUUGCUCAGUCUGAAUAAACUAGACACAAUGCAAAAAGAAAUACAGAACGUUCUGGUGGUCAAUAUCUUGCCAUUGAUUGCAAACCAAAUCCCAUCAUCUAUGCUCUCCCCUUGUGUAUGAUAGUUGUUAAUAACCAUGGCAAAGCCCAUUAAAGCAGGUGCCAUUUGAGACAUUGAACUGAUCUUCAUAAACCUUUUAUAACUUGUAAAUGCUUUCUGUCUUUCGCUCUCUGUUUUUUCCUUUUCUACCAAUCAAUACCUUGUUAGUGCUGUGACAAAAUACAGGCAUAAGACCAACACUAAAAUAGUAUCUUCAGUUUAUCCUCGAGUUUUUGUUUUAGCCUUCAGACCACUUCUGUCAUGAUUUAGGUUUAGAUUGAAAACUGAAACAAUUACAGAAAAAAAGCAUCAAAAGUCAAUUGUUCCAGUUCUCAGUGAUUGGUUGAGUUGUUUUGUUCUCUUGAUUAUAGCAAGAGGUUUCACAUGACACAAGGUCAGAUAAAGUAAAUACGGUCAUGGUAAAAAGACAGAAGGACCCCUGUCAGUUCUAAAGUUGUGGCUUGUGACCUGGUUUGAGCCAGGUUCUGAAAGGGUUUAUAUUGUUCUUUAUAAUUACCAUGUGUUAUUUAUUAAACAAAAAUGAAUACAAAAUAUGAAAGUGAAAAGCUAUGUAUGAUAUGUACUUAAUACAUAAAACCCUGUCAUUUAAAGGGGGUGUACUUUCUUUUUACCAUGAACAUUCCACAGAGCAGUGGAGGCUUCUAAUGUAGAUGACACGGCUUACCUCCCGGGUUGUCAUGGAAUUUGGGGGCAGCUUUGCUGAUCAAAAUGAAAAAGUUAUGUCCAUUGAACAGCAGUUAUCUUCUUAAGUUUGCAUUGCAUGUUCAGCCAAUGCUGGAACCAACUGAGGUCUAUUUGAAAUUUGGUCUAUUUGAUGAUCUCGUCUUCAAAACUUUUAAAUGACUGGACUUUAAAGUGAAUGAUUUAUGAAAACUUUACUUCAAUCUUGAAAACACAAGUAAGACCUGAGGGGGAUUGUGAAUGGCAUAGAAGGACGGACUUGUCCACUCAACCAAGAAACACUGCUGCUUUAGAGGGUCAUUUUAAGAAUGUUAUAAAUAGUAACAAUGCACAUACAGCAACUUGACAGAAGACAAGAUGUAAAUUCGUUCGGGUCAACCAUUAUUUCAGGCAGUGGCUGUCAUAUAUCUGUAAAGAGAAAAAAAAGAAAACAGUUGUAUUUUAACAGUACUGGUCUGUGAAUCUAUGAUGCUUUUGCUCUGUAUAUUUGGAAAAUAAAACUGAUGUUUGAGUUUGCGUUUA